Molecule: messenger RNA, 954 nt
Organism: Fomitopsis serialis
Lineage: Eukaryota; Fungi; Basidiomycota; Agaricomycetes; Polyporales; Fomitopsidaceae
Exons: 12
Coding region: 1-954 (317 amino acids)
Source: RefSeq, a predicted model, not a curated record
AUGAAGGCCGGCGUCAGUGAAGUACAGAUCGCGAGCUAUCUUACGCAGAACUUCGCUGCAAACUAUAGCCAACUAGCACCCGCAGCCCUCAUAAUCUACGACUACUGUCUGACCAUCGGAAGCGAAGUGCGCUUCAUAUGGGGCCGGAAGUUGUCUGCGGCGUUCGUGUUCUUCCUCAACCGAGUGACUAUGGUGGGGUUGGCGGUGACGGGCAUACUCGGCAUUCUAUCUUGGUCUUCUGUAGAGGACUGCAAAGGCUUACUGAUCGCCAAUGAAGUCUUUCUGUCCGCCUCGUAUAUAAUCUGGGCCUGGGUUUCCGCAAUUCGCGUCAGGGCCCUCAGCCAGAGUCGUGCACUCGCCUGUGUAACGCUACUGCUCGGCAUCAUGCCAUUUGUAUCCAACUUGGUGAGAGCCGCGACCCAGAAUUCCAACCCAAUGCUCACAGCUGUCGGGGAGAAGGUCCUGUACGCCAGAACGACCUUCAUUACGAUUCCCCUCGUACCCAGCAUCACAACCUGCGCAACCCAAAAUAGCCUCUCGCAUAGUCUGAAUACACGGACGUCAGGCUCUGGGAACAGACUCCGCGUCUUUUGCCUGCGGGAGAUGCUGAGUGGCCGCUCUGACGCACCUACGCUCGGGCAUCUGCUUAUCCGAGAUGGGAUGCUAUGCUUCCUCGUGCUUCUCGCCCUCAACGUCGCACAGAUGCUCACGAGUUUCCAGACUGCCUACGGCGUUUUGAACGUCUUCAUUACAUCGUUGGUCUUCUCGAUGGCGAGCGUUCUCGUCUCGCGAUUGCUGAUCAACCUCAAUGAGGCGGUGAACAAAAACGUCAUGCUUGAUCCGGGCACGCAGCGAGGGAGCCACUGGCUGGCAAGCCCCGGGUGUACGGAAGCUGAGGCUCCGACGAUCAUGUUUGCCUCUGUCACAACAGAUCGUUUCGACACCGAUGCAUAG